Dicrocoelium dendriticum is the source of this 4452-nucleotide messenger RNA. The record is from the annotation of a GenBank genome assembly. NCBI's taxonomy places the organism in Eukaryota, Metazoa, Platyhelminthes, Trematoda, Plagiorchiida, Dicrocoeliidae.
AUGGCAAUUAGCUUUGAACAAUUGCAGAUGCUGUUGCAGCAACAACAGGCGCAGUUUGAAGCAUCCCAAACCAAACUGAUCGAGAUGUUAACUCAGAAGACGGCAGUGCAGUCAAGCCCAGGGUUAGCGACAAGUGAAGGUGCCCCGUCACCAGAAACCCUGACUCAGCAGGUCAGUGUGUUUCAUUAUGACGCUGAUGCUGGCAUAACAUUUGUUUCGUGGUUCCAAAAGUAUGAAGAUAUGUUCCGGGUUGAUUUUGCUAACUUUACAGCAGAAAAGAAGAUUCGACUAAUGUUGCGGAAGCUGGGUGCUGCCGAACAAGAGAAGUUCACCAAUUUUAUCUUACCCAAAAAGAGUACCGAUUUGUCCUUUGACGAAGUGGUUGCAAUCCUGUCGCAAAUUUUCGGAGAACAGACUUCUUUGUUCAACAUCCGGUACAAGUGUCUGACAAUAACCAAAAAAGAAGACGAAGACUGGGUCGACUAUUCCAGCCGGGUGAAUCGAGAGUGCGAACGGUCACAACUACACAAGAUGACAAGUGAUCAGAUUAAAUGCCUCAUAUACGUCUGUGGCCUACAAGCAUCCAAAGUCGCCGACAUUCGAACACGAAUACUGAACAAAAUUGAGCAGAAUCCGGAUGUCACGUUGCAGCAAGUGACCGGUGAGUGCCAACGCAUGACGAAUCUGAAACACGAUACUGCAAUGACCCAGCAGGUGUCCAAGCAGAGCAAGCAAGAUUUUGUCUGUGCAGUCAGCCGUACUCCCCGAAAAGAAGCUUCCCACGUGAGUUCAACGCAUUCUAAACCUCCCACUGCAUGCUGGUUUUGUAGAGAGUGGCAUUUUGCCCGCGAGUAUCCAUUCAAAACUCACACUUGCAACCGUUGCGGCAGAAAAGGGCAUAAGGAGUCGUGUUGCCUGGCGACUCGUCCAGUUCUGACCAAGAAGAUGCGUAACAAUGCCAGGCCGUUCCGGCGUCCCAAUUUGACCAGAUCUAUCACCGCAACAUUCAAGGUUGACGGGGCCAGCAAGCGCAAAUACACAAUUGUGAAAAUCAACGGCUUCCAAGUCAAGUUACAAAUUGACAUGGCUUCUGAUAUCACCCUGAUAUCUCGAGACACUUGGUGCAUGCUGGGGCGACCAACACUCAUACAAUCGGACCACACGGCACGGAAUGCUUCAGGAGGUACGGUGAAAUUGCUUGGUGAACUGAAUUGUCUGGUAAACUUCCGCAAUAAACAAAUCCAGACGACAUGUUUCGUGACAGACCAGCCGGGGUUAGAUUUGUUGGGGCUCGACUGGAUGGAUGAACUGAAACUGCUUGAUCAAUCAGUGAACAUUAUAUGUCAGCCACCGCAAAUUGCCGAGAUAAAACGACGUCACGAUGCAUUGUUUCAACCUGGUCUCGGAUGCUGCAACAUAGCUACUGCCUCAUUGAACCUUAAACCAGACGCCAAGCCAGUCUUUAGACCGAAACGCCCGGUGCCCUACGCAAACCAGUCUUUAGUGGAAGCCGAGUUAAAUCGACUACAAUCUGAAGGGAUAAUCGAACGAGUUCACCAUUCCGAAUGGGCAGCACCUAUCGUGAUGGUAAAGAAAGGAAACGGUAAAGUCCGUAUUUGUGCUGAUUUCUCGACAGGUUUGAAUGCUGUGUUGGAAGAUCAGCAGUAUCCCCUGCCGGUACCAGAAGACUUGUUCAGCAAACUCAAUGGGGGGAAAUGUUUCGCAAAACUUGACCUAGCUGAUGCGUAUUUGCAAAUCCCAGUUGCCCAUCAGUGCAGAACAUUGCUGACAGUAAAUACCCACCUCGGACUUUUUCAGUACAACCGGCUGCCGUUUGGAGUGAAAACCGCACCGGCCAUUUUUCAACAAAUAAGGGAUACCCUGCUGAGCGAUAUCCCAAAUACAGCAGUAUACCUGGACGACGCGCUGAUUAUGGGCUCAGAUCCGCAAGACUUGAUACAGACACUGGAGAGAGUGCUUUCGCGUCUUCAGGAAGCUGGAUUCCGAUUACGGGCUGAAAAAUGUGAGUUCCUAUUAGAAAGUGUCAAAUUUCUUGGUUACAUCAUCGACAAACAUGGCCGGCGCCCGGAUCCCGCCAAUAUUGAAGCCAUCAAAAAGAUGAAGCCACCAGAAGACAUUGCAGAGUUCCGCUCUUUUCUUGGGCUCGUUAGCCAUUACAGUGCUUUCCUACCAAGCCUUCACCAAACCAGAGGACCGCUGAACCAGCUACUGAUAAAAGACAAGGAUUGGAAAUGGACGAAGGAGUGCCAGCAGUCUUUUGAUGUAGUCAAAGAAGCUCUCACUUCCGAUCUACUCUUGACUCACUUCAAUCCGAAUUUCAAAAUUGCCGUUGCUACGGAUGCUUCAAAUUAUGGUGUCGGUGCAGUUAUUUCCCACGUUUUUCCGCAUGGAGGAGAGAAGGCUAUCGCGCACGCAGCACGGGCACUAACGCCAGCUGAAAAUAACUAUAGCCAGAUAGAGAAGGAAGCGCUCGCGAUUGUUUUCGCAAUGAAACGGUUCCAUAAGAUGCUGUAUGGCAGACAGUUCACGCUCCUGACUGACCACAAGCCUCUUCUAUCGAUAUUCGGUUCAAAGAAAGGAAUUCCAGUUUUUACGGCAAACCGAUUGCAACGAUGGGCGAUCAUACUACUGGCCUACGACUUCAGUAUACAGUAUAAACCGACGCAACUAAUCGGGCAAGCGGAUGCCCUGUCUCGUCUCAUCAGUUCACACUCAAAAGAUAAUGAUGAUUGUGUGCUGGCAGCCAUCAAUUUCGUAGCAGAGGUCCAACGAAUCCUGGCUGAUAAUGUGAGAAGACUACCAGUAACAGCCGACACUAUUCGUAUGGAGACAUCACGGGACAGAAUCUUGAAGAAAGCGAUGCACUGUGUACGAACAUAUUGGCCAAAUGGAGGCAUACCUAUGGAGUUGCGGCCGUUUUACCAUCGACGUGCAUCCCUAUCAGCCGUGGACAAUUGUCUGAUGUUUGGAGAUCGAGUGGUGGUGCCAAGGAAAUUGCAGAGGCAAAUAUUGCAGCAGUUCCACACGGGGCACCCUGGUACCAGCCGCAUGAAAGCCUUGGCACGCAGCUUUGUUUACUGGCCAGAAAUGGAUUCGGAAAAUGAAAAAUUCUGCCAACAGUGUGAAUCUUGUCAACUUGCAGCGAAGGCUCCUCCCAAGUGUCAGUGGCAACCUUGGCCUAAGGCAGAGAAACCGUGGCAACGAAUACACGUAGACUAUGCAGGACCGAUCAAUGGCCAAUCCUAUCUCGUUUUGGUUGACUCAUUCACCAAGUGGCCUGAUGUGAUUCCGGUAAACAAUCCGACUGCACAGCACACUAUCAACGAGCUGGAGAAGCUGUUCCGAUACUUCAGCCUGCCAGAGGUGUUAGUGACAGACAACGGAACACAGUUUACCUCGACUUCCUUUCGCGAGUGGUGUAAAGAAAAGGGAAUUCAUCAGAUGUUCUCACCACCAUAUCAUCCUCAAUUAAACGGACAGGCGGAAAGGUUUGUGGACACGUUCAAACGUGCACUCUGUAAAGCAGGGCAAAAAAGGGCUUCACAGGAUGCAAUUCAAGCUUUUCUAUGCAUGUAUCGGAACGCUCCGAAUCCAAACUCCCCUGAUGGGAAAGCCCCCACAGAAGUACUAUUUGGAAGAAAGAUCCGGACGUUGUUUGAUAAUCUUUUACCAAGAAGAAUAGAAAAGCACGGCAACAGUCACCAGGAGGAAGAUUGCAAGAUCAAGCUCCGUAACUUCAAUGUUGGUGACAUGGUCUACGCCCGGGAUUUUCGAAGGCCGAAGGGGUGGUCUAGUGGAACGGUUAUCGGAAGGAAAGGCAGAGUUAUCAACGAGGUGAUGGUUGGACGUAAGAGAUGGAUUAGGCACAUCAAUCAGCUGAGACCGAAUCAUGGCAAAACCCAAGGUCCUCAGGAACCACCAGCUUUACAUUGGGACAUCCUAAUAGACACGUUCGGGUUGGAAGCUGAAUGUCAGCAACCAGGUGAGACGAAACAAAUGCCGCAGAAAUCAGAUGCACCAUGCAGGCCGGCGCGGAAGCGGAGAAGGCCACAACGGCUGCAAAUCAAUCCCCGGGCGAAAAGCUACGAACACACUCAGGUUCGAAGAGUGUGCAGGCUGACUCAAUUCGGAAGGGGAGGUGACAGUUGGACGAGAAAGCUGAGAGCCGACGCUCGCGCGUUUACCACCAAGCGUGCUUGGGAAGGACUCUACGAGCAUGUUACCAGGGCCCAGCCGAAAUCUGAUCAGACACCAGGCGUGUUGCCAAGGCCAGACCGGAAGCUGAUGAAAUCACGCGUCAGACAUCACGUGCGUUGCCAUGCGCCGGGUAGGCGAACGAAGACUGUAGUACCCGAGCAACACGGUGAAUCGGACAGAUGCAGCGGACAAGUAGGUGUGCAGCGUGGGCUUAGAGCCAAAUCCGCCUGGUGA